Messenger RNA from Lineus longissimus, 1607 nucleotides. Its product is annotated as growth hormone secretagogue receptor type 1-like. Gene Ontology annotation, molecular function: G protein-coupled receptor activity. Bases 280 to 1329 code for a protein of 349 amino acids. Gene Ontology annotation, biological process: G protein-coupled receptor signaling pathway. The transcript has a single exon. Lineage: Eukaryota; Metazoa; Nemertea; Pilidiophora; Heteronemertea; Lineidae. Gene Ontology annotation, cellular component: plasma membrane. The record is from RefSeq and is a predicted model, not a curated record.
UUAGGAGCGUUGAUGGCUUGCCUUUCAUUAUAAGAAAGUACCAUUCCGGACACUCGGUUACUUCGAUGUAUGACGGGAUUGGGGUGAGGUCACGCCCGUUCUGAACAGUCAUUAAAGGCACUCACAGAUAAUCGGGACGUACCAGACGAAGGCGUCGCCCAUAUACAGGGCACUGGAAUUCGUCAGGAUAUUACCGGAAGUUGUAGUGUAAAACAUGAUAUUCAAAGCCAUUGUGUGAGGAAUCAGUAUGGAUUUACGCUAUAAUGUAUUAACGACAGGAUGGAAAAAUCAAGGGUUUCGUUGGUCAGUGAAAUGGCAAAUUCAUCUUCGAAUGUCACCUACACCACGCCGACGUUUUACACAAGAGCAGCAGAAGUUGACAAGGUUCUUCAAUAUUUCGAGGACCUGAUCACAUGGUUUUCAGUUUACCUCCCGCUAGGUGUCGUGGUCAUUGGAGUGGCCGGCAACCUUCUCUCAUUUCUCCUCCUAUCACGGGCUCAGUACAAAUCAUCGUCGACUUGUUUUUAUACGAAAAUGUUGGCCAUUUCAGAUUCGAUGUAUUUGAUGACUCUAACUGCGCGCAUCUCAUCAGAAGUGACUGAUUUUAUAUUUGGUGAAGCAACAGUAUAUUGCAUCUUUCUAAACGGCUUCAAACGCCUGUGGCCGGCCGUAUCAUCGAUCCUUUUGACAGCCAUGUCAGUUGACAGAUGUAUUGCCGUGGUCAUUCCCCUCAGGGCCAGAGUUCUCUGCAGUGUUUACAGAGCAAACCUUGUAACUUGUUUUAUCGUCAUCAUCGCAGCAGUACUACACAUAGGUACACAGGUGGGACGAGCAGCCAUUACAGAAAAUGGAACAAACGAUUGCAUCUUUCGCAAACUCCCAGGAAUGUGGGGUUAUUAUUACGCGCAUUUUAGAAUAAUAACAACAUAUUACAUUCCCCUAAGUUUGGUGUUCGUUUCAAAUCUGGGGAUCAUCAGUGUAGUGUCAUCAAACAGACGCAGAAGAUUGAGGUUACAGAAUGGGCGAGGUCAAGGUCAGACACAGAAAGAUGGCGGCAGUCACAUUACAACAAUGCUUCUUGCUGUUUCCGGAAGUUCAAUUCUCUGUCAGCUUCCAAAUCAGAUCAGCAGGACCUAUUUUAACUAUACUACCACCAGUUUUAUAACACCACGAGCAAUCGCUGUUCGAACAUUCACCAAAGUUUUUGCGGAAUUCUUUCUUUAUUGUAAUUAUGGAAUGAAUUUUUAUGCGUACACAUUGCCCAUUGCAAAAUUUCGGCGUGAAUUACGGGAAAUGCUUGUUUCUGUCAAAGCGAUAUCGGCCCAGUAACCAAGAACGAUUCUUGUCUUAUGAGUACUGGUUUUGCGAAUGUCGUACUCGUGAGUGCUGAGUUUUCUUAUCCUUUGGUCAGAUGACCGUGAAGUGCAUGGCAGAUCGACAGAUCUUGUUUAUGACCAGCAGAUGUAUACAGAAAUGCAUUGACUGUUUUUAUAAUUCCCUCCACAUCUCCAUUCGAGUCUCAACACAGGCACAGGUAAUCUUGAUCCAAUAAAUCAUUGGGUCAAGUCCUUGAUACUCUAGUUGCACCGAUCUGAGACCGGUGGAUG